CCCGGUUAUAGGGGAUGCUCAGGCACCCAAAGGCAACCUGGAAGUGGAGACUGAUUUCAAGAGGUCACCAAAAGUCCCUACUGGAAUCUUUUCUGCCCUUCCCUCCAAGAUUAACUGAACCCUGCUAAUUGUGGCAGCCCUCACAUGUUCCCCUCCCCCACAGCCUCUUCCUCUCACCCCUCCCCCUUCCAUCAGAAUGAUAAAGAAAGGGAUUGGCCUGCCAGUCCCAGCAUGGCCUCUGGCUGGGACCCAACCUCAACUCUUAGUCCAUUUGCCUUGAGCCCCCCGUUAGGCCAGACCCCAGCCCAGGGCUGUUUCCCUUGCAUGGGGCCUUGCAACAACUCUCAUCUGAGGCCUUCAAAGGCAGAGUCUCCCCCCAAGAGGAGGAAGAAGAGAUAUCUGCGGCAUGACAAGCCCCCCUACACCUACUUGGCCAUGAUCGCCUUGGUAAUUCAGGCCGCACCCUUCCGCAGGCUGAAGCUGGCGCAGAUCAUCCGUCAGGUCCAGGCAGUGUUUCCCUUCUUCAGGGAUGACUACGAAGGCUGGAAGGACUCCAUCCGCCACAACCUUUCCUCUAACCGGUGCUUCCGGAAGGUGCCCAGGGACCCUACAAAGCCCCAGGCCAAGGGCAACUUCUGGGCGGUGGAUGUGAGCCUGAUCCCAGCAGAGGCGCUGCGCCUUCAGAAUACUGCCCUGUGCCGGCGAUGGCAGACCCGGGGCACACACAGAACUUUCGUCAAGGACCUGAGCCCCUACGUACUCCAUGGCCGGCCUUAUCGGCCGCUCAUUCCCUCCCUCAUUCCCUCACCACCAUCCAGGGAGGGUUUCAGCAUCAAGUCCCUGCUAGAGGACCCUGGGAAAGGACCAACACUGCCCCAGCAGCCUUCGCUAGUUGAACAGAGCAGCUCAGCUCAGGCACGCACCUGGUCCAAGGGGGAGGAAGGGGUGUGUACUGUACCCUCUAACUCCUCUGAGAAGCCUCUGUGGCCCCUCUGCUCCCUUCCUGGACCCACAAGAAUAGAGGGGGAGACUUCCCAAGGGGAGGUCAUCAGGCCUUCUCUUUCCCCAGAGCAAGGAACCUGGCCCAUCCACUUACUUCAGGGAUCCCCAGAUCCCAUGGGAAUGACCAACAGCAGAUGCAGAGCUUCCUUGUGGGGUCAGCUACCCACCUCUUACUUGCCCAUCUACACUCCCAAUGUAGUAAUGCCCUUGGCCACACUACCUCCCACCUCUUGUCCCCAGUGCCCAUCUUCAACCAGUCCAACCUACUGGAGUGUAGGUACUGAAUCCCAAGGGUCCCAAGACCUGCUCUGUGAUCUAGAUUCCCUCUUCCAGGGAGUACCACCCAACAAGAGCAUCUAUGAUGUGUGGGUCAGCCACCCUUGGGAUCUGGCGGCUCCUGCCCCAGGCUGGCUGCUCUCUUGGUACAGCCUGUAAUAGUUAAAGGCAGGCAGAGGCU
Molecule: messenger RNA, 1459 nt
Organism: Phodopus roborovskii (desert hamster)
Lineage: Eukaryota; Metazoa; Chordata; Mammalia; Rodentia; Cricetidae
Gene: Foxh1
Product: forkhead box H1
Exons: 3
Coding region: 145-1437 (430 amino acids)
Biological process (GO): regulation of DNA-templated transcription
Molecular function (GO): sequence-specific DNA binding; DNA-binding transcription factor activity
Source: RefSeq, a predicted model, not a curated record